AUGUCUAACCUUCCCUCCGAGCCCGAGUUCGAGCAGGCCUACAAAGAGCUUGCCUCGACCCUCGAGAACAGCACACUCUUCGAGAAGCACCCAGAAUACAAGAAAGCACUCCAAGUCGCAGCCAUCCCAGAGCGCAUAAUCCAGUUCCGAGUCACAUGGGAGAACGACAAGGGCGAGGUACAAGCCAACCGCGGUUUCCGUGUGCAGUACAACUCUGCUCUCGGUCCAUACAAGGGCGGUCUUCGAUUCCACCCAACAGUCAACCUUAGCAUUCUGAAGUUCUUGGGCUUUGAGCAGGUGUUCAAGAAUGCUCUUACUGGCUUGUCAAUGGGUGGUGGCAAAGGUGGCGCCGACUUUGACCCCAAGGGCAAGUCCGACAACGAGAUCAGGAAGUUCUGCGUAUCCUUCAUGCGUGAGCUAAAUAAGCACAUUGGAGCUGACACUGAUGUGCCGGCUGGUGACAUUGGUGUCUCGCCACGAGAAAUUGGUUGGAUGUUCGGUGCUUACCGAGCCGAGAAGAAUAAGUGGGAGGGUGUCCUUACAGGCAAGGGCGGCAACUGGGGUGGUAGCUUGAUCAGGCCCGAGGCUACCGGCUACGGUCUUGUAUACUACGUCCAACACAUGAUCCAAUACGCUAGCGGUGGCAAGGAGUCGUUCCAAGGUAAGCGAGUCGCGAUCUCCGGAUCCGGAAACGUAGCACAAUACGCCGCCCUCAAAGUCAUCGAGCUAGGCGGCACCGUCAUCUCCCUCUCCGACAGCAAGGGUGCUUUGAUCGCCACAGACGAGAAGGGCAUCACACCCGACCUUGUCAACUUCGUCGCCGAUCUCAAAGUCAAGCGCAAGCAGCUUUCCGAGCUGGCAGAGAGCUCAGAGUACAAACAGAAAUUCAAGUACAUCGAGGGCGAGAGGCCGUGGGUGCACGUCGAGAAGGUUGAUGUUGCUCUUCCAUCCGCGACGCAGAAUGAGGUUAGUGGUGACGAGGGCAAGAAGUUGAUCGAGCUGGGCUGCAAGUUCAUUGCCGAGGGCUCGAAUAUGGGUUGCACACAGGAGGCUAUCGAUGAGUUUGAGAAGGUGAGGAAGGAGAAGAAGGGCGAGGCGAUCUGGUAUGCUCCCGGCAAGGCUGCGAACGCUGGUGGUGUUGCCGUGUCGGGUCUCGAGAUGGCACAGAAUAGUCAGAGGCUGAAGUGGACUUCUGAGGAGGUUGACGACAAGCUGAAGGGCAUCAUGAAGCAGUGCUUUGAGAACUGCUUGUCGACUGCCAAAGAGUACGUGCCGACGUCCGAUGGGGAGUUCCCAUCGCUGGUUGCAGGUGGAAACAUUGCUGGGUUCAGCAAAGUCGCUGCGGCCAUGAAGGACCAGGGCGAUUGGUGGUGA
Recurvomyces mirabilis is the source of this 1374-nucleotide messenger RNA. It is a transcript of the gene GDH3, whose product is annotated as NADP-dependent glutamate dehydrogenase. Gene Ontology annotation, cellular component: cytosol. The record is from RefSeq and is a predicted model, not a curated record. Gene Ontology annotation, molecular function: L-glutamate dehydrogenase (NADP+) activity. The transcript is spliced from 4 exons. Bases 1 to 1374 code for a protein of 457 amino acids. NCBI's taxonomy places the organism in Eukaryota, Fungi, Ascomycota, Dothideomycetes, Mycosphaerellales, Teratosphaeriaceae.